AAUAGCAGAAAAAUCGAAGCGUGUGAAAAUCACGUGAAAAGUUCCGUUGACGUUUUUGUUGAUGAGAGUAUAGUAUAAACAAGUUUGAGAUUGUAUGAUAUUAUAAAGAAGUUGGAACGAUAGCUAGCUGAAUAUCUGAAAUAAAUUUUUAAAUUGACGUAAUAUAAAUAUGAGGCUGUGGAUUGCAGCAUUGAUGGUUGUCGUAACGACAAACAGCGCUCUAAGUUGGGAUGAAAUAGAGACUUCGAUUCAAGCGGAUAGAGAACAUGACAUUGUCAAACGCCAGGCUGUAGUUGAGUGUCUUGAUCUUAAAGGAUAUUGCAAACAAUGGGCAAAAAGAGGUCAUUGUGCUAGGCCAAAAUAUCGUGCAUACAUGAGAAAGAAUUGCAAAGUUAGCUGCGGAUUGUGUAAAGAAACAAAAGUUAUUGUAACUACCACGGCACCAGAAGAAUGUGUUGACAAUCACAGGUCGUGUGCAAAAUGGAAGGAGCAAAAAUAUUGUGAAAACGCCAAGUACAGAACUUUUAUGAAGCAGAAAUGCAGAAAAACAUGUCAAUUUUGCCAAGACACAUCGGUAAGUACAACAAAAAUGUCAAAAGCAUCAACGAUAAUUCCAACCACGACAGAAGACACAACUCUUGUAUCAACGACCACUGAAGGUACAACUAUGCCUGCGUCAACCACUGAACUCCCGACCGCUCAAUCGACAACUGUUGAACCAACCACAGAACAAAGUGAAACGUCAACUACAAAGACAACUACGCCAAAACCAACUACAACCGAAUCUUUAUUAGAAGAAACAACGCUUCACACUACAGAUAAAACUGGCACGACAGAAUAUGUCCAGACUACUCUGCUAGAUAUUACAGCAGACCCCACAACAGAAGCAUAUGAAACCACUCCAAGAGAUGCAACAACAGAAAGCGAGCGAACCUCCACACGCACGACUGUCGUAGAGCUAGAAGAAACUACGCUAUUCGAAAAAACUACCGUCGUUGACCAAACUACUUAUGAACAACAAACGACCGGAGUCGUCACAACUGGCGCAGAACUUACCACAAAUUUUACUUUGCCAUUACUUAGCACCUCAGCAAUGCCAACAACGACGGAAGCCACUCCAGAAAUUACCCCCAUUUGGCAAGAGGAAUGUGAAGAUAACCUUCCUCAGUGUGGUGCAGUCGCUUCAUAUUGUGGGAUUUUGGAUGUUAGGAUACAAUGUCGCAAGACUUGUGGAUUUUGUCAAACAAGCACUGCUGCUGCAUUUGUGACUCAACCUCAAACAACUACUUCUGAGAAACAGACAACCACAGAGAUGACAACUGAGUUUAUCUCUACCACUACCACUGAUGCAACAACGGAAACCUCAACAAAUGUGAAAUCCGAAUAUACAACGCCAGAACCAAAAGAAACCACACCUGUGAUCACUGCCACUCAAACUGUGUGUACGGACUCGAUGCCAAGAUGCGCUGCAUUUGUUAAUUAUUGUAAAGCAUCAGAAUAUGUCAGAGAAGUUUGUCCUCUUACUUGCGACAAUUGUCAAGGUCGGAUAAAAGUAACUGAAACAACCGAGGCGACUUCAUUGACUUCCGCUGUUUCGACAACCCAAAAACCGGUGGAUUUCACAACAGUGAACCAAACAACUCAAACUGCAGUCGUGACUGAUAACAACAUGACCACCUCCAUCGAAGACUUAGCGGAAGUAACAAAAGGCAAAUUGAAGAGCACCGAUAACAUUGGUGACUUUUCUUCGACCGUAACCAGCUCAACUGAAAUUAUACCUGAAAGCAAAAUCACGGUAAAUAGCACGACCAUCGCCACGACUGGCAAUGCAAUCAAUACAUCUACUCUUCCAGAAGAAGAAUAUGUGUCCACAGAAAUAAACCUUGGAAGCACUGAGGUCACAUUUUUAUUAUCCACUCAGGGUUCGACAGAUUCUAAUUCGAAAACCACUGGUGCUGCAGUACCUGAAAUCACAACAUCAAUGCUUGUUACUGUAACAAGUUCAGAAACUCAGCAACCCACAAAACGCCCAUCAAUAUCAUCUACACUUGAUGUCAACAUUGAAAACGAUACAGAAGCGCUCACUACAAUGCAGGCUCCAACAACUAUUACCAUUUCAACAACCGCUUUUGUUAAAAACUCAACCAUAGCAUCCACGACUUCAGCUGGUACAGAAGAGUGCGCUGACAAAUUUGAAGUGUGUUCAUCAUACUCGAAAGUGUUAUGUGCAACAGCUGCUUUCGAACGGAAUUGUCUGAGAUACUGCGGUGUGUGUGAUUCCCUCGAAGAAGUUCUCACCACAGCAAUACCAUCGUAUUCAAAUUUGAGCACAAUUAGCCCAGGAAGCUGUGAAGAUUCGGGUUCGAAAUGCUCAGAGUAUAAGAAAUAUUGUACAAUGUCCGAAGAUGUCCGAAAACAUUGUAUGAAAACAUGCAACAGCUGUGAUGAAUUUGACAAAGCCAUCACUUCACCAGUACCAUCUUGUACCGAUUACUCUACUGAGUGUUCAAAAAUGAAAUCGUAUUGCAUUGGAUCCACGGUUUCUGAGGACGUUCGAGCGCAAUGUCCAAAAACUUGUAGUCUCUGCGACGAAGAAGCGACAACUUCUCAAGAUCAAUCUGACGUAACAAUAACCACUGCUGUACCGAGUGUCAAAGAAACAACAACUAAAAUAGAUGUAACUACUAAACCUGAUUGCCGAGAUCACUUUGGGCAAUGCGACAAAUUGAUAUCUUUCUGCGGCACGAGGGAACAAGUAAAAUCUUCCUGUCCGCUUACGUGUGGAAUAUGUACGCCAACCACAUCCACAAACCCAGUUACAUCAACGGCGGAAAUAACACACCUGGCAACUUCUAUGCCUAUAACUGCCGUAACCUUCCGUCCAACAACAACCUCACCCCAGAUAACGACCCCAGAGCCAGAAAUUGAGAAGUGUGAAGACAAAUUUGCCCGUUGUGGCGAUAUAUACAGCAAAUGCAACGAACCUGAUUCUAUAGAAUAUCUUCGCGUUUCGUGCCGUAAAACAUGUGGAUUUUGUAAAGUGAAUGCUUCCGAAAUAGAACAUUACCGCAAAGAAUGGGGCGCUUGGGGUCCAUGUUCCACAACUUGUGGCCAAGGAACACAAACACGAAGACAAGCAUGCGUCGAUUCUAAUGUUAUAUGCCCGCGUGAUAUGCCUACAGAACAACGCGGGUGUCAACUGAGAGAAUGUAUUGAAUGUGAAAACAGAUUAGCAGAUGCAUCAUGCGAAAAGUAUAAGCGAAGAGGUGCUUGUGGAAUGCCAGCAAUCACUGGACUUUGUAUAAAAACAUGUGACCAAUGUGAAGAUUCCUCAAUCACACUUCCAGUCCAGGAACCACAGCAAGGCAAUUAUAGCCCUUGGUCCAACUGGGGAGUGUGCAGUGCGGAAUGCGGGCAAGGAAUUGUAAAUCGCAGUCGUACUUGCCAACCACCAACACGAGAUGUGAGCUCUAUAUUUUGCAAUGGACAUCCAGUUGAGGAAAUGCCUUGUAUCGCCAAAUCUUGUAUUUCCGGAAAUACUACCUCAGGAGUAUGCGAAGACAAACAUGAGCGUUGCGAAUCAUGGUCAAAGAAGGGGUAUUGUGAACAAAAAUAUACCAAGUACAUGCGCAAGCACUGCGCUGUUUCUUGCAACAUCUGUGGAAGAUGGGGAAAUUGGAGUGAUUGGUCUCCCUGCAGUGUAUCGUGUGGUGGAGGAAUACAGCAACGGACACGUGUAUGUGAUACUCUAGGCUGCGUUGGUGACUACAACGAAAUGGCAUCUUGCAAUCCACAAUCGUGUGAAGUAAAUAUAUGUGAAGACAUGACUAGCUCUUGCCUCAGAAUCGACGCUACGACAAAAUGCAAAGAAGCAUUUUACUCAUCCGUAUGCGAACGCACCUGUGGAUUGUGCCCCGCCUCCGGCCCAGGAAGAAGUGCAUGUUUCGACAGGCAUGAACAAUGCACUGACGCAGCCGCAGACGGUAAAUGUAAUGACGUACGAUUCAAGGAUCUUUGCCCAAGGUCAUGCAACGCUUGUCCAGGUGAUGCUAAUACUGGAUCUACUUUGCCGUGUACUGACAAGAUUGCUUCUUGUAAGCAAAUGGAGCAAACACUAAACUGCCGAGAUGCCUACAUUCAGCAGAACUGCAAAGCAACGUGUGGACUUUGUGAACAAACUCAAGCAAUUGCCACCUGCGAAGAUUUAGCAUCAACAUGCGCUGCAAUGGCAAAUACUGGACAGUGCCGAAAUCCUACUGUAGCCGAGUCUUGUCAAAAAUCAUGCGGGUUUUGUAGAAUAGCACAGUUUCCUAUAGGACUGUGUGUUGAUGACGCCACAGAAUGUCCGAAUUAUGCAGCCCAAGGACGCUGCAGAGAUGGAAGGGUUGCGACACAAUGCAAAAAAUCAUGUGGUCAAUGUACACCGUCAGCUGCAGGCAAUGAAGUCGAGGUAUGUGUCGAUCAAAGCACAGAAUGUCCCACAUACAAGAUAAUGGGAUAUUGCCAAAAUCCAGCAGUUCAACAACAAUGCCGUCAAUCGUGCGAGAUGUGUGGAGGACAGUGUAUGGACAAACUGGCAAGCUGCAAUCAGCUUGCAGAUCUCGGAUACUGUGACAACCCAGAUGUGGCAAAAUCCUGUGGAAAGUCAUGUAACAUUUGUCAACAAAAUGCUGCUCUGAAUGCUCUAUGCAAAGACGAAUCAGAAUUAUGUCAAACUUACGCCGCUCUGAGGUACUGCGAACAAGAACAAAUCGCUUCAAGGUGCAGAAAAUCAUGCAAUACUUGUCCCAAAGUCACAUCCGACAUCUGCACCGAUAACACACCCAGUUGUAUAAUAUACAAAGCAACGAAUUUGUGUAACAAUACCGUCGUUUCAAAACUUUGUCCGCUGUCAUGCGGAACUUGUAAUUGCAAAGAUUCGAUGUCACAGUGCCCAAUGCUUGUGUCUACUCUGAAGUGCACGACAAGUUUUGUUGCUCAACAAUGCAAGCUCUCAUGCGGAACAUGCCCUGGAAUGAUAAAAGCCGAUACCUGCAAGGACAAGAUAAGAGACUGCUCUUUGAUUAAAAAUUUGGGGCAAUGCCAAAUGCCACAAUGGAGCUCAAUGUGCGAAAAAACUUGUGAAUUAUGUGGCGUAAAACAAAAAUGUGAAGAUUCGUUGAGCGGAUGUUCAGCAGCUGCAACCAUGGGGCUUUGCAAUACCGGUAACAUUAACAUGGUUUGUAGGAAAUCUUGUCGAAUUUGUACCCCGGUAAUAGAACCUUUGUUCGACGAAGAAGACGGAGAAUCAGAAGAAGAAGAGUGGGAUUUGGAUGAAGUAACACCAGUGGAAACUUUGAUGUGUGAGGAUGAAAAUCAAAACUGUGAAUCAUUACGUGAUCAAGGUUUGUGCUCACAGAAGAAUAUCCGUGAUACUUGCAAUAUGACUUGUCGAGUGUGCGUACCGGUCAACCCAGGAAAACUGAAAGUUGAUGAUGAAGUGUGCAUUGAUGGUACCGAGGAAUGCAAACUUCUAACGCAAGGAGACAGUUGUUCGACAGACGAGAGAAUUCGAUUUCUGUGUGCGAAGUCAUGCGAUACUUGUGUUUCAGUUGUAGGAGAGAAGACAUCCAAAUCUUCCGACUGUAGAGAUACUAUUGACUGUUCUGACAAAUCAGACAAAUGCGACGUGCCAGAGAUCAAGAAAACCUGUAAAAAGACUUGCGGUGUUUGUGACACCGAAGGUGCAAAUCCCAAUCCCGGCGAAUACGUUAUCCCAACGCAAUACGGCCAGUGCAGGGAUCUAAUGAAGGGUUGCUCAGAGACUAAAUGCAAAAUGAUUGGAUACGAAGUUUACAUCAAGAAAAUGUGCGCAAACACUUGCGGAUUCUGUAAUGUAAUUCCAGUUGUUCCAGAUGAAUACGGCGUAUGGGGUAACUGGGGCAGUUGCACUGUGUCCUGCGGCAGAGGCACCCGUAAACGAAAUCGUGUUUGCAAAGAAGGUCAAAUUUGCCGAGGAGACGGUCCUGCAGAUUAUGGAAUUUGUGGAAAAGAAGAUUGCGAGGGAACGGAAACAUCAGGAAGACGCGUGUGUAAAGAUUACCGUGAAAAGUGUGCAGAAUGGGCUUUAGUGAGCAGAUGCAAAGAUAUAAGAUAUAAAUUUCAGAUGGCUGAGCAGUGCCGACUCUCGUGUGGACUGUGUGAACCAGAACAAUUGGGUGAAUGGUCGGAAUGCAGUGUCCCUUGCGGUGGUGGUACAAGAACGCGAACCAGAGGCAAUGCAGUGGACAUUGAAAAUUGUAACACGAACAUUUGUCAGUACGGUUGGGAUCAAUGGAGUCAAUGGUCUCAAUGUGACGUUACUUGCGGUAAUGGCGAGAGCAUGAGAACAAGAGAAUGUUUGGGAGAAAACGAGGAAGAAAUAUGCGACGGUCCCUUCGAAGAAGUUAUUACAUGCAACUCACCCAGUGUUUGUCCCGAUGUUGGCGAGUGGGGGCCGUGGGUGGAUGGCGCAUGUGAUACUACCUGUGGCGAGGGAAUUUUGAAGAGAGAGAGAAUAUGUCGCAAUGGAGUUCCAGGCAAAUGGGGAUGUCCAGGAAAAGCUAUCGUAACGGCGCUAUGCUCAAUGCCCGCUUGUCCAACAUCCUGGUCACUGUGGUCAUCGUGGAGUUCGUGCACAAAAACUUGUGGGUCCGGCUUGAAAUCAAGAGAAAGAAAAAGAAUUAUUUAUUGCAAAGAAAAUGUGGAUGGAUGCCCUGAUGAAGACGAGCAAUUUGAAAGAUGCAACGAGCAAGAAUGUAAUCCAGCAUCUUGGGGAUCGUGGCAGCCGUGGACCUCCUGCACUGCUACGUGUGGUGGUGGAAGCGCACUUCGUCAAAGAUUUUGCGAGAAAAAGGGUUUAAGAGUUCGGUAUACAAGAUGCAACGGAACUGCUCAGGACCGUUUUGAAUCUGGGGAGUGCCAUACACAACCAUGUCCUGCUUGGGGAUCGUGGACUGCCGCAUCAGAAUGCAGUGUAACUUGCGGCGUAGGCGUAAAAAAAUACUUGAGAGAAUGUUUGCACGGAAACGUGGGCGUCGAUGGAUGCAGCGAAGGCGAUGAUGUCAUGUAUGAAACCUGUAAAAACGAAGAUUGUAACGAAGAUUGUCAAGAAGCAUCUGUACCAAUUAGUUAUUUGAACGCCACCGCAUUUACGGAAUCAGCGAACGAUAACAUGAACGGAUGGGAUGGUAGAAAAUGGUGCUUACGUCCCGUUGCUGAAGAUCAAUGGAUUCAGGUGGAUUUCGGUAAAAACAUGGCAAUCAGUGGAGUUGAAAUGGAAGGGGUUGUUUAUGAAAAGUACAUGGUCGUGAAGUCAUCGAUAAUGACUUUCAACGUCAGCCACUCAACUGAGCCGUCGAAAUUUCAAAAUCACUACGUCAUCAGCAAACAGAACGCGACGGGACCGACAAAGUUUAGAACCAAAGUUACAAGAUCAUGGAAACCAGUCUAUGACAGGGUUUGGAGGAUAUCGACGAAACUGCCGACCGAUUUCACUUGUUUUUACAUCAAAUUUUAUUAUUGUACUUAUCAAGAGAAACUAACGAACGAGAAUAAUAAAGUGGAUGAAACUUUUGAAAACGGUUCAGGAGAAAUGUUUUAACUUUAUUACUUUUCGUCUUUUUUUCCGACAUUUUUUGUUAUUUUUUAUGUAACAUAUUAUCUAUAUUGUUAUAAUUAAUGAUAUUGUACGACAACGCCAAACAGCCGUUUAUUUUGCAAUCUAUAUUUCUGAUUUUUCCAUUUUCUCACCGUGUAAUUAUAAAACAUAUCGCUCUUCUUUGUAUAUAUCACAAGUCUUAAUCGUUUGAAGCAAUAAUUCUUUCAUUCAACAUUUUUCAACAUCAAGUACUUUUAAAUGAAAUUCCCGUCCGCGUUACAUUUUUCAAAGAAGAGUCUAUACACGAAUCAGAAUUGCUCAAAAUAUGUAAAUAAUAAAAUAUUUUUUAUUCUUGUACAGUUUUUUACCACUGUUUGUUACAAGAUAUUUUAUCUCUGUGUAUAUUUUUUAAUUAAUGCAAAAUACACAUUAAAUUUAAAAA
Messenger RNA from Styela clava, 8060 nucleotides. RefSeq lists its product as uncharacterized. The record is from RefSeq and is a predicted model, not a curated record. NCBI's taxonomy places the organism in Eukaryota, Metazoa, Chordata, Ascidiacea, Stolidobranchia, Styelidae.